GCCUCUCUUCUCGUCACCGCCGGGUUGAUUCAAAAUACAUGGUCGCUUCUCUUCAUUGCCAUUCUGUGCUUGCUCACUCUUCUGUCAUCAGUCCACGAGUUUGUGGAUUGAAAAUUUGGAUAUUCCAAAGGCUGAAGGAUCUACAGCCCAUCAGAAAGCUUGGAUGGGAAAAGACACCUGUGAAGUUGGAGGUUACAGGCAAAGAUCGAGAAGCUGACUUCUCAGGAAAUGCUUCAUCAUGUGAUGGGAAACCUAAUGAAGAAGUGCAGCUAUUGAAUGAAAAUGUAGAUUCAGCUGAACAAACAACGUUGGCAAACUCUCAAUCAGCAGAGAGUUCUCCUCAUAAUCAUCAACCUUCUGUUUUGGAUGAUCUUUGGUCUCCCAAGGAACCUCCCCUCUCUGUGGUAGAGACAUCUUCAAAUGUAUAUGGCAGUCUUGGUGGAAGAACACCCUCUCUUUGUAUUGCUGUUAUAGGAGCUACUGGUGAACUAGCAAGAAAUAAGGUUUUUCCAGCAUUAUUUGCUUUAUACUACAGUGGCUUUCUCCCAGAGAAUGUGGGUAUAUUUGGAUAUUCUAGAAAGCAGUUGACGAAUGAGGAUCUAAGAACUAUGAUUGCAGCAAAUCUAACUUGCCGUGUGGAUCACCGUGAAAACUGUGGGGACAAGUUGGACGCAUUUCUCAGAAGAACAUUCUAUAUCAAUGGAGGAUAUGACAACAGAGAUGGUAUGACAAAGCUCAGUUCCCUAAUGGAGGACAUCGAGGGUCACCAUGACGCAAAUAGGAUUUUUUACCUUUCAGUGCCCCAAGAAGCUUUUCUUGAUGUUGCAUUGUCGCUUGCUGAAAAUGCACAGACUAAAAGAGGCUGGAACAGGAUUAUAAUUGAGAAGCCAUUUGGUUUUGAUGCAUUGUCAUCAUCACAGUUGACUAGAUUUCUUCUGUCCAAAUUUGAAGAGAAGCAAAUUUAUAGAAUAGAUCAUCUUCUUGGGAAGGACAUAAUUGAAAAUCUCACUGUUUUGAGAUUCUCUAAUCUGGUUUUUGAGCCACUUUGGAGUCGGACUUACAUACGUAGCGUACAGGUUAUCCUUUCAGAAGAAUGUGGUAUGGAAUCACGAGGAAGAUACUUUGGUCGCUACGGGAUUAUCCGAGAUGUAGUUCACAGUCACAUCCUCCAGACAAUUGCAUUAUUUGCUAUGGAGCCACCUGUUAGUCUUGAUGGCGAGGAUAUUCGAAAUGAAAAGGCCAAGGUUCUCAGAUCAAUACGACAAUUGAAACUUGAUGACAUAGUUCUUGGUCAGUAUAAAGCUAGCUCGAAAGAAAAUGUUGCUACAUAUAUGGACUCACUGACUCCAACAUUCUUUGCUGGUGUUCUAUUCAUUGACAAUGCAAGAUGGGAUGGGGUUCCAUUCUUGAUCAAAUCUGGAAUGGGGCUCAUCAAACACCGGGUUGAGAUCCGCAUCCAGUUUCACAAUGUUCCAGGCAAUAUCUACCGUGAGCGCAUAGGUCAUAACAUUGCCCUUUCCACUAAUGAGCUUAUUCUUCGAGAUGUGCCAGAUGAAGCCAUUCUCAUGAAGGUCAACAACAAGGUUCCUGGGCUUGGGCUGCAGUUGGAUGCAUCUGAACUAAACUUGCUUUACAAGGACAAGUAUAAUGUUGAAAUUCCGGAUUCCUACGAGCAUCUUCUUCUCGAUGUGAUUAAUGGUGACAAUCAUCUCUUCAUGAGGAGUGAUGAACUUGAGGCUGCAUGGAAUGUUCUCACUCCCAUCCUUCAUGAGAUCGAUGAGAACAAAAUGAUUCCUGAGUUGUAUGAAUUUGGAGGAAGAGGGCCUGUAGGUGCAUAUUAUCUUGAUGCAAAGCAUGGUGUUCGGUGGGCUGAUGAUUAAAACUUUCUUACAGAGUAUUGAUUUUCCAUAAUCCUACGACAUUAUGGUAUAAAGCAACAAUAUUUAAUAUCAAUGUAUAGAGAUGUAUCUUUACUUUGGUAUAAUUUAUCGGCUUCUGUUGUCUCUCGCUCUGGUGUCAGCUUCAUAUUUUCCACAUUGACUGUAACUUCUAAUUUUGCUUGGAAAUAAAUAAAAUUUGGAAGUUUUUGUAA
Asparagus officinalis (garden asparagus) is the source of this 2092-nucleotide messenger RNA. RefSeq names its product glucose-6-phosphate 1-dehydrogenase 4, chloroplastic. Bases 39 to 1880 code for a protein of 613 amino acids. Gene Ontology annotation, molecular function: NADP binding; glucose-6-phosphate dehydrogenase activity. Lineage: Eukaryota; Viridiplantae; Streptophyta; Magnoliopsida; Asparagales; Asparagaceae. Gene Ontology annotation, biological process: glucose metabolic process. The transcript has 12 exons. The record is from RefSeq and is a predicted model, not a curated record.